CUACUAAGCCUGGUCUCUCUCUUCCUCAUCCAUCUCUCUCUUGAUCAUUAUUAUUAUUUAAUUUAUUAUUGUCCAUCUCUUUUCGUGGAAUUUUUCCUCCAUUGCUGGUUAUGAGGUGGCCGGUAAUGGGGGAGCCAAGGAUUAGCACCGGUUCCGACCAAUCAUCGUCGGCGACAUAUUCUUCUUCCUCUAAAGCCCCUCCUCCACCCCCUCCACCGCUUUCCCUCCUUCAGCCUUCAUGCAAGAAGAAACACAACAAACCCAAAGUUUUCCGUGUUUUCCGGUCCGUUUUCAGAUCAUUUCCCAUCAUAACUCCGGCAUGCAAGUUCCCAACCCUCCCGGGUGGCAAGCUGCCGGACGGGAGGAGCGGGACCGGCACACGGGUCACCGGAACUUUGUUCGGGUACCGGAAAGGCCGGGUGAGCCUGUCCAUACAAGAAAACCCUAGGACCUUACCCACAUUGGUUGUGGAGCUUGCCAUGCAAACCAACGUGUUGCAAAGGGAGAUGAGCAUCGGGAUGGUUCGGAUCGCCUUGGAAUGCGAAAAGCGGUCCGAAAAGGAGAAGAUCAAAGUGUUGGAGGAGCCCUUGUGGACCGUGUUUUGUAACGGGAAGAAAACCGGUUACGGGGUUAAGAGGGAGGCGACGGAGGAGGACUUGCAUGUGAUGGAACUUCUCAAGGCGGUUUCGAUGGGCGCCGGCGUCUUGCCCGGCAAAUCGGAGGUGGAAGGGCCGGAAGGGGAGAUGGCGUAUAUCCGGGCACAUUUUGAACGUGUGAUCGGGUCGAAGGAUUCGGAGACAUUGUACAUGUUGAGCCCUGAUGGUAACAAUGGACCUGAAUUAAGUAUUUUCUUUGUGAGGGUAUGAUGAUUUUUAGGUCUUGGUCUUCAUUUUUUAUUUGUUAAAUUUAAGGUUGAAUUAAUUUUUUGUUCUUUGAUCCAUCAUAAUCAAGGGUACUAGAGUUUGUAGAUAUAUUAGGGCGCCCUAGAAGAUGAUUGUAGGAUGGGAAUUUGAUAAUGUUGAUUUGUUUUUUUAGAAAAGAUCAGUGAGAGGUGUAAUGAGGAGAGAAACAUCAUGUUCAUUGUUAUUGAAUAUUGAUUGGUUGCAUAUUUAUGUUAUUCAAUUCAUUGAA
Molecule: messenger RNA, 1131 nt
Organism: Oldenlandia corymbosa var. corymbosa
Lineage: Eukaryota; Viridiplantae; Streptophyta; Magnoliopsida; Gentianales; Rubiaceae
Source: the annotation of a GenBank genome assembly